This is a messenger RNA of Cheilinus undulatus (humphead wrasse), 1178 nucleotides long. It is a transcript of the gene rnls, whose product is annotated as renalase, FAD-dependent amine oxidase. The transcript is spliced from 6 exons. Gene Ontology annotation, molecular function: oxidoreductase activity, acting on NAD(P)H. The coding region runs from base 179 to 1027 and encodes 282 amino acids. NCBI's taxonomy places the organism in Eukaryota, Metazoa, Chordata, Actinopteri, Labriformes, Labridae. Gene Ontology annotation, cellular component: extracellular region. The record is from RefSeq and is a predicted model, not a curated record.
UUGACGACCCUAAACCCGGGCUAGUCUUUGUUGGCCCACAUUUAUCCUUCUAUUUUGUAACGCGGGAGGCGUGUUUAACUUCUGAGGCUGGGGGUCCAAAGACAUGUCGAUCCGGACCGGUCUAACCUGGGUUAUCUCACCUUAGAAGCGUUAGCACGGCUGCCGUUCCGAGCUAAACAUGUCCCGGGUUCUGAUCGUGGGAGCGGGCCUGACGGGCAGCUUGUGCGCAUGUCUGCUGAGGAGAGAGCUGCAGAGUCAGGUGGAGAUCGUGGUGUGGGACAAAGCUAGAGGCGCGGGAGGCAGAAUGACCACCAGUCGACCUCCAGACUCGUCCUGCAGCUCGGCUGAUCUCGGCGCUCAGUAUGUCACAGCCACCGCCGCCUACGCCAAGUCCCACCACAGUUUUUACUCCGAGCUGCUGUCCUCUGGAGUCCUGCAGCCUCUUGACUCUCCGAUUGAAGGACUGAGGCAUAAAGAUGGAAGCAGAGACUACAUGACGCCACUGGGCAUGGGCAGUCUGGUCAAACACUUCCUGUCUGAGUCAGGGGCAAAUUUAUUCUUUGAGCAUCAUGUGACCGGCCUGUUUCUCCGCGGUGCAUCAUGGGAGGUCCAGAGGAAGGCGGGGGGCAGUGAGACGUUUGACGCCGUGGUCCUGACGAUGCCGGUCCCUCAGAUUCUGCAGCUGCAGGGAGACGUGGGAAACAGCGUUAGAUCAUGGUUCCUGUCGGUUACACCAUGGUUCCUGUUAGGUCUGGAGAACCUGGAGAAACACAAGGAGGAGGUCCAGCCAAUCAUCUUACAGGAACUCCAGAAGCUUCUUCCUGAUCUGCCUGAGCCGGCCAGCGUCAAGUGUCAGAAAUGGAGGUACUCCCAGGUGCUGACCUCGGUGCCGGACUGCCCCGGUCAGAUGACCAUUGUGGACCGGCCGCUGCUCGUCUGCGGCGGCGACGCCUUCACCCACUCUAACUUUGACGGCUGCGUGGAGUCUGCACUGAGCGUGCUCAGUGUGAUGAAAGCUGCACUGUGAUGGGGCCAAUGCGACAGGAAGUGACUGUGGACUGAAGUUAAUCAGCAAAUAUUAAUUUAACACAUAAAUGGUUGAUGAAGACUCACAGAAACGUUUAUCAGUGAUCGUUAAUAAAUGUCUGAAUGAUCAAUAAAUCAGCCUUUCACCUGUA